AUGACGAUAUCACUAAUUCUCAUACUUACUGCAGUACAUGUGUACGGAUCAGCUGCAGUUUCUGAGCCUGUAUCAUUCCCUUUCCCUAACGUUCCAUCACAGGCAGAUCCUCGCUGUCCUCCUAUGGGACUUGUUGGUAUAUGUGCAUUUACGUGUACUGAUGGAUGUCGCCCAGACAGAAUCUGCUGCCCGACAGCAUGUGGAGGAACAGUCUGCAAAAAGCCUGUUUCACUUCCGGAUCCCAAUCCCCUUCCCACUCCAUGCCCCCCUGAUGUCCCAAUGGCAUUUUGCACGUUUAUCCCAUGUGAGAAAGAGACGUGUCCGAACCAUCCUCAGGCGAAAUGUGUAGACAAUUAUUGUGGAGGCUGUAACGCAAAAUUCUACCUAAACGGACGUGAUGUGACAAACACAUGUAAACAAACAAGAAGUUUGCCAAAACCUUGUAAAGACGGAAAACCAAGAGUGAACUGCUUUCUGAACCCCUGUGACGUACAACAGUGUCCUCUUUUUCCACGUGCUACUUGUGUGGCUGAUUAUUGUGGUGGAUGCAACGCAAGGUUUUUCUUUAACGAAAAGGAAGUGACAACAGCUUUGUAG
Molecule: messenger RNA, 597 nt
Organism: Ylistrum balloti
Lineage: Eukaryota; Metazoa; Mollusca; Bivalvia; Pectinida; Pectinidae
Product: kielin/chordin-like protein
Exons: 8
Coding region: 1-597 (198 amino acids)
Source: RefSeq, a predicted model, not a curated record